Enterobius vermicularis (human pinworm) is the source of this 1743-nucleotide messenger RNA. Lineage: Eukaryota; Metazoa; Nematoda; Chromadorea; Rhabditida; Oxyuridae. The record is from the annotation of a GenBank genome assembly.
AUGGUCUAUAACGCAAAUGGUAUAGUAUCAAUUGCAACUGAAAGUUUUAAGAGUGCUAAGGAUUAUGUCAACAAGAUCCUUGGCAAAGUGGAACCAUGGUGUUUAGUUGUGCUAACAGCUGCCGGUACUGUUGCAUUUAUUCGAAUUCGUCAUCUUUUACGCCAGUCGGAUCGCCCACUGUGGGAAAGAAUAAAUAGUCCUUUUAGAUUCAAAGGGUAUGCAUUUUCGAUUGCACGAAAGACUGCUUUUGUGCAGAAAAAAUUACAAGGUCCGAUUCUGAAAACUCGUUGUGACCUUCUAAAGGCUAUUCAUAAAUGUGAUAAAGAAAGGAUAUUUAUAUGUGAACUACCACCAUUUGGGUAUGAAAACGACAAAGUGCUUCAAAUUGCAGCGCGAUAUAAAGAAAUGUGUGAAGUAGAUUUGAAAAACGGCCGAGCUAGUGGUGCCAAAUAUAAUAAUAACGAUGAGAAGCAUGCUGAACUGCUGGAUAAAGUUAGUCUGCAUUUCAAUAAUAUUUUUCAUAUGUAUGCUUACUCAAACCCUUUACACCCUGAGGUCUUUCCCGGUUGCAGGAAAAUGGAAGCAGAACUUAUACGGAUUGUCUGUGGGAUGUAUUAUGGAGACCGUGACAGUUGUGGAACUAUGACUACAGGCGGUACAGAAUCGAUCAUGCUUGCCAUGUUAGCUUACAGAAAUAGAGCAUAUGCAAAAGGAAUAAGGGAUCCAGAAAUACUUGUGCCUGUCACAAGUCAUGCUGCAUUUGAUAAGGCAGCAGCGUUUUUUGGAAUUCGAAUAAAGCACAUUCCUGUAACAGUAAAUAAUGCUGUUGAUGUCCGGGUUAUGUCUGAAGCGAUAUCGUCUGAAACUUGUGCACUUGUUUGUUCUGCUCCAUGUUUUCCGUCAGGCACGAUUGAUGACAUUGAAGAAAUUUCCCGGAUAGGACACUACUACAAUAUACCAGUGCAUGUGGAUGCCUGUCUUGGGGGUUUUUUGCUUCCAUUUAUGGAGGAGGCAGGCUACAAGCUACCGCUGUUUGACUUUCGCCUACCAGGUGUUACCUCGAUAUCGUGUGAUACUCACAAGUAUGGGUAUGCUCCAAAGGGUUCCUCAGUUAUUCUUUAUCGUAGUUUUGAGUAUUUGCAUUACCAGUAUUUCUCUUUGCCUGAUUGGACUGGUGGGCUUUAUAUUACACCUACUUUUGCUGGUAGUCGCUGUGGGGCGUCUAUAGCGCUUACUUGGGCAACUUUGUUGUCAAUUGGAAAAGAAGGUUAUGUUGCAAGAACAAAAGCAAUUAUCGAGUGUGCACAUGAGAUAGCAGACGGGAUUCGUAAUAUAAUGUUUUGGCAGGGGACCAAGUGUCUGAGACUUUUUGGCUCUCCUGAUGUAUCUGUUGUGGCUUUCACCAGCGACGUUCUUAACAUCUAUGCUGUUUCGGACAAGAUGUCUCUCUUAGGGUGGAAUCUCAAUACUCUCCAAAACCCUCCAGCCAUUCACAUUUGUAUCACAUUAAAUACCGCAUACUCUGAAGCAGCAAAAGAUUUCUUGCGUGACCUUCGGUCAGUCACAGAAGAAGUUAUGAACGAUCCAAAGAAAGGGGAAGGAUCAGCAACAGCUUCUUUAUACGGUCUUGCUACUGCAAUACCUGACAAGACAUUAAUAUCGGAAAUGACUUACGAAUAUUUAAAUGCGUAUUAUGCCACUCCGCCUGUUGGUUAUGAGAACGAGUUGUUGCAGGGCGUUUGA